Messenger RNA from Neolamprologus brichardi, 2358 nucleotides. The record is from RefSeq and is a predicted model, not a curated record. NCBI's taxonomy places the organism in Eukaryota, Metazoa, Chordata, Actinopteri, Cichliformes, Cichlidae.
GCGGACCAAUCAGAGAGCACCGUAACGACCGAGGCAGCAUUUUAAACUUGUAGCAGAAACUGUUGUCAAAAGGCAGGACGGGUUAACGCUGCAGCCAUCGACGGACAACUCUGGCGAUUACUUUAUUCAAUAUUUUCGUUUUAAAAAAAUAAUUAUAGUCUAGUUGCACCGCGUUUUAAUUGUCAAUGAAAUGUUUAAGUAACAACCGCGUCUAAAGCGUAUUAUAGCUAGUUUUGAUUUAAAUUCAGAAGUGCAGGGAGCACGCUAGCUUCCAAGGCCAAACUAACGUCGGUUAAGGUAGGGUUAACAAUACUCUCUUCCUUGGGGUUUAUCAUUAAUAACUCUAUUGCGAAGGGGCUUUAAAACGUUUCUUUUUACUCCCGGCUAAGAGCACUUUAAUCCAAAAUGAGCGCUGGUGUUGCAAAGCCGGCGAACCCGAUGCCGCACGUCGACCCAAAAUCGGCCACUCUGAAAGAAAUCCCAGAUGUUCUGGUCGACCCACGCACCAUGAGACGAUACACCAGGGGGAGAUUCCUCGGAAAAGGUGGUUUUGCAAAAUGCUACGAAAUCACAGACGUGGAGACAAAGCAGGUUUUCGCCGGAAAGAUCGUGCCCAAAUCGCUGAUCCUGAAGCAGCACCAGAGGGAGAAGAUGACUUCGGAAAUCUCCAUUCACCAAAGCCUCAACCACCCCAACGUCGUGGGCUUCCACGGGUUCUUCGAGGACGAUGAUUUUGUGUUUGUCGUCCUGGAAAUCUGCCGGAGAAGGUCCCUGCUGGAGCUGCACAAGCGUCGUAAGGCUGUCACAGAGCCCGAGGCCCGAUACUACAUGACUCAGCUGCUCAAGGGUGUCCAGUACCUGCACAACAACAAAGUGAUCCACAGAGACCUGAAACUGGGCAACAUCUUCCUCAACGACGACAUGGAUGUCAAGAUAGGGGAUUUUGGCCUUGCCACAAAGAUUGAGUUUGAUGGUGAGCGGAAGAAGACCUUGUGUGGAACACCUAACUACAUAGCUCCUGAAGUGCUCUGCAAGAAAGGCCACAGCUAUGAAGUGGAUUAUUUCAAACAAGAGUUUCUCAUCUUCAUUUCAGGAUAUCAGCUGUGUGACAACAGCGUUGGCGUUCUGUUUAACGACUACACCCGUUUGAUCAUGUACGCUGACGGAGACAGCCUGCAGUACAUCGACAAGACGGCAACUGAAUCCUACAUGAGCGUGCGCUCUUUCCCUUCCACUCUCAACAAGAAGAUAACAUUGCUGAAAUACUUCCGCAAUUACAUGAGCGAACACCUGCUGAAGGCUGGCGCAAACAUAGCACGUCGGGAAGGAGAUGAGCUGGCACGACUGCCGUACCUUUCCCUCUGGUUCAGAACCAAAAGCGCCAUUGUGCUGCACCUCACUAACGGCACGGUUCAGAUCAAUUUCUUCCAGGACCACACCAAGCUGAUCUUGUGUCCGCUGAUGGCUGCAGUGACCUACAUAGAUGAGAAACGAGACUUCCGCACCUACAAGCUGUCUCUUCUGGAGGAGUUCGGUUGCAGUAAGGAGCUGGCGAGCCGCAUUCGUUACGCCAAGCUCAUGGUGGAGAAACUGUUGGACAGCAAGCCCACUCCCGCCGCACAUUAGUCCCCAAGUGUCUUUAAUCACCGGCUGCUUCUCCGUGAGUUCAGGACGGGCUCGAACUUUAAGUCUUCAUCUGUUUUAUGGGUCAUGUUGUAAUCCUUUUUUAUUGCCAACACUUUCACACCUACCGUGACAAUUCAUCUUAUAUAUGUUGUACAUGGAAAAUUCCCGUCUUUCAGCCGCUGUUUUCUCUUUUUAAAAAAUUUUCUUGCUGUUUAUAGAAACUCUCAUUCACCUCUUGUUCUUGUGACUUUCUCGAUGAAGCUUGCGUUCCCGCUGACACCGCAGCACAGACGGUGUGUGUUCAAAUGAGUCUAGACGGGAAAACGUGAAUGUUCCCUUGGUUUACAUUGAACUUAAAGUUGGAACGGUCCUCCGAGGUUUCCUCUGCAUCUUAUGUUUGUACAUAAAGUCCUGCUUUUCAAACUCUAAACUGAGUGGACAGACUGUGAGGUGGGAGGUUGAGACUCGGGCCGGCUGUGUGGGUGGACGAAAGCUUCUCUGGUCUGCUUCUCUAGUUUGUUUUUUCUGUGUUGUGUGUAGAGAAAUGGACCAUGUUAAUACGUCUGCAUCAUGUACAUUCUUUCUCUGUUAGUUUUACUUUUUAUAAUUCUAUUUUUAGAUGGCAUUUUCAACAAGUUGUACAAACAUGUACAUACUGCUGAAUAUGAAGACAUGUUGUAAAGAUGGAUUAAUUUUACCUGUGUUUAAAUAAAGAUUCUCUUGUACAAGGCA